CGAAAUCCAACAGACUAAAGUGUGAAGGCCAAGCAGUCGAUACCUAAUCAGUGAAUUUUCAAAAAUAUUUUCCCCAACGUGCAUAAACAGAUGUGUCAAUGAAGACACCGGACACCAAAGCCAAGCUGCUGAAUAAUAUAAGUCUAUCUAAACAUCUGUCUUCCAAGAAAGGCGGCUCUCGCACUAGUAACUGCGGUAAUUGUCUGGAAUUUUCCGUGCUAACGCGUCUCUCCAGUGUGCCCUGAAUCCCCCAAAUCAU
Molecule: messenger RNA, 259 nt
Organism: Drosophila takahashii
Lineage: Eukaryota; Metazoa; Arthropoda; Insecta; Diptera; Drosophilidae
Source: RefSeq, a predicted model, not a curated record